AGUCACUGGAGCUACUGGGAGACAGUCUGGCACCAUGCUGGAAGGCUACAGCCCUGUGACCCAGGCCCUGCUGGGGACUCUGUUCACCUGGGGUCUGACGGCAGCUGGAGCCGCUUUGGUGUUCGUCUUCUCUAGUCGACAGAAGCGCAUCUUGGAUGGAAGCUUAGGCUUUGCAGCUGGGGUAAUGUUGGCUGCUUCUUAUUGGUCGUUGCUGGCACCAGCCAUCGACAUGGCGGAGGAUUCUGGAAAGUAUGGUUCGUUUGCCUUCCUACCUGUGGCUGUGGGAUUCACACUCGGGGCAGCUUUUGUUUACUUUGCUGACCUGGUCAUGCCCCUGCUGGGCGUCGGCACCGACCCCCACACCGCCUUGGCUCUGCCCCCUGACUCCAAGCUGGCCAAAGAGAAGGAAAAGGACGCCUCCUUCCUGUUUGCAGACUCUGAUGAGAUGACCAUCAGGAUAGGUAGAGCUGGACCUCUCUCAGAUAAAGCUGAGAAUGGAGAUGUUUACCAGAGAAGGAGAGGACCACAUUCGGGCCAAUUAGAUGGACAGGAAACAGGAAGUAAACAACAGGAAGUGGUUGGGCAGACAAGCAGCUGGCGACGAAUUCUUCUUCUCAUCCUAGCCAUCACCAUCCAUAACAUCCCAGAGGGCCUAGCUGUUGGAGUCGGUUUUGGAGCCAUAGGAAAGACGCCUUCUGCAACCUUUGAGAGUGCCAGAAAUCUGGCCAUCGGUAUCGGCAUCCAGAAUUUUCCAGAAGGGCUGGCAGUGAGCCUGCCGCUGCGAGGUUCAGGUGUCUCAACAUGGAAGGCCUUCUGGUAUGGCCAGCUCAGUGGCAUGGUAGAACCCAUUUCUGGCUUGUUGGGCGCCGUCGCUGUUGUUCUGGCAGAACCUCUGCUGCCGUAUGCGUUGGCCUUCGCUGCAGGGGCGAUGGUCUACGUGGUGGUGGAUGACAUCAUACCAGAGGCUCAAGUCAGCGGAAACGGGAGACUGGCAUCCUGGACCUCCAUCCUGGGCUUCGUAGUUAUGAUGUCACUAGAUGUAGGACUAGGCUGAUGUUGCCACGUCGACGGGCAUCAAAGUGUCGCUGACCUCAGUUUGAAAAAGGGGACCAAAUGAAAUGUUUCACUCUGAAACAGCUUGACUAGUUUGUUUAAUGAACACUACUUGAAGUACUUCUGUGAAAACAGAGCAGUUUUUUAGACCGAGGUGUAAGGACAGCCGUACUUGAACGUUAAUCUUUGACAUGAGCAGCUAAAACUGAUCCAAAUUUCUCAUUUAGAAAUGAAUUAAUGAUUUAAUGAUUAUAUAUCAUAUUCCAGAGCAGGUGUUUGUUUUUGUUUUUUUGAGACUGAUAUUUAAGAUUGAAAUUACUUAAGAAAAAGGAGUUUUUUAUUUUUAAUUUUAUAUUUUCAUUACCAAGAUGUGAUAUCAUGUCUCUAUUCUUUCUUCUGCUUUUAAGGUACAGUGUGUACUUUUUUUUCUUUUUAAGAGAAUUGCUUUCAGUGGUCUGUUUUUCUCCAUGUUUAACAAUUAAACUCAGUUUAGCUGUUUCAUACUCAGUCGCAAGUGGUGUAUAAUUUAUAUAAAGAAACAAGCAAGUUAUUCUCAGUUU
Messenger RNA from Melanotaenia boesemani (Boeseman's rainbowfish), 1613 nucleotides. Its product is annotated as zinc transporter ZIP11-like. Gene Ontology annotation, molecular function: zinc ion transmembrane transporter activity. Gene Ontology annotation, biological process: zinc ion transmembrane transport. Lineage: Eukaryota; Metazoa; Chordata; Actinopteri; Atheriniformes; Melanotaeniidae. The record is from RefSeq and is a predicted model, not a curated record. Gene Ontology annotation, cellular component: membrane. Bases 35 to 1054 code for a protein of 339 amino acids. The transcript has 10 exons.